Molecule: messenger RNA, 429 nt
Organism: Myripristis murdjan (pinecone soldierfish)
Lineage: Eukaryota; Metazoa; Chordata; Actinopteri; Holocentriformes; Holocentridae
Exons: 5
Coding region: 59-379 (106 amino acids)
Source: RefSeq, a predicted model, not a curated record
GAGAUUCUGAAGUCUGCAGGAGCUCAGACACUCGGCUCACAGCUCAAGCUGCAGAAACAUGAAAUUUGUGAUUCUGGUUGCUCUUGUCAGCGGGGUUUUUGCUGCCCCAUUCAUGAAGGAAGAGGAGGCCAAGCGAUUUAUCAGGCUGAAGAGACAGGCAGGAUACUGGGAUCCAAACCAUUCUCAGAACCAGUGGGGUUAUACCAUCCAAGAGCAGGCUAACGAGUACUGGACUGCUCUCCGAACAGAUGCUCAGUACUACAUGGACAUGAGCGCCCUGAUGUUCGACCGCUCUGUGGCAACUGAAAACAACAAGCUGUAUAUGGAGAUGCUACGAAACGCUCGUGCUCACCUGGACAGCCAGACCGGUCGACGCUGAUGAAUGAAAGAUGAGCAGUGAGAAGAUGGGAAGUCACUGUGAAAAUAAAA